CAUUCGGUGAUUAAUAAUAAACAUAACAUUAAAACUUACUGACAACAAAAACCAAAUAAACAUGUAUCAGGAAUAUCUAAAUCAGUUGCAAACAUCGCUGGUGCCUAUGAACUCUGAUCAGUUAAAGGAUUUACUACACAAUGACGACAAAUUGGACGAAAAAGUAGACGAAGUACUCGAAUCUCUUCGCACACAAAAGGAGCGCUUCUUGAAAGAGAAUCGCGAGAAGGCGGAGAGAAAUAUUGAAAAAGAGCCACAAAUCAUAGAACUGCGCAGUAAGCUGGCCGAGCUUACAGCAGAGAGCAAAACCAGCUGCACUAGUGUUCAAGAUCUAUUGUCACAAAUCAAAGAAAAGUCUGGUGGCGUCAGCCAAGAGACAGCGCUGGCUUUGCUGCAAACGGCAGCAGCAGAGAGCGAGGAGAAAACAGAGGAGCUGGCAAAGAAGUUCACAGACAACGAGGUGACCGUGGAGACAUUUCUAGAUGAGUUUCUCAGUGGACGCCGCACAAUGCAUCUGCGCAAGCUAAAGGCAGAGAAAAUGCAAGAGCUCAUAAGCAAGAAGUCCGCUCCGCAGCGUGCGCCCGUGCCCGCUUACGGUAACUUGCCAAGCAGCGGAUUCUUUCCGGCACCAACAAUGGGCAAUGUGCCCUAUCCAACAAUGGGACCAAUGAUGCCCAUGCCGCCACCCCCGCGACCCUAUUAAAGUUGAUUAAUAUUUAUAUGUUUAGUUAAGAAAUGCUGCCAUUGCAAACAAAAACGAAGCGCACGUCAUGUGGGGAAAUGACUCAUUGCUAGCUUGGUGCACAAUGCGACUUGUCGAAAGAAAUUCAGAAAUUCAUUGACAAAUAAAUAAAAUGCCGAUCGAGU
This is a messenger RNA of Drosophila busckii, 867 nucleotides long. RefSeq names its product vacuolar protein sorting-associated protein 37B (gene Vps37B). Gene Ontology annotation, biological process: ubiquitin-dependent protein catabolic process via the multivesicular body sorting pathway; protein targeting to membrane; protein targeting to vacuole. The record is from RefSeq and is a predicted model, not a curated record. NCBI's taxonomy places the organism in Eukaryota, Metazoa, Arthropoda, Insecta, Diptera, Drosophilidae. The transcript has a single exon. Bases 62 to 703 code for a protein of 213 amino acids. Gene Ontology annotation, cellular component: ESCRT I complex.